AUGUUAUAUAUGAUGUUCCUGCUAUUAGGUUACUAUUAUUAUGCAAGCUUACACACUGACUAUUCAUUAUCAGAGAGGCAGGUUGUCAACCAAAGCCAGAUACUCAUUAAAGAAUCACAAUUCAUUAGAAGCUUUGCUGUUGGAUUCCGUUUUGAUUUACAAGUUGGCGGAGCUAUAUUCUGCGAUGCAUCCUCUGUUACUGUUGAUACAUGCUACUUCCUUCAGAACUAUGCCACCCAUGCCGGAGCUUUAGGAUGCUUAAACAGCGCCCUUUUAAUUCAAAAAACAAAAUUCAAUCAGAAUACUGCAAAUAAUGAUAUUGGAGCUGUUUGGGCCAUGUCAAACAAUGAAACAUAUAUUACAGAAACAAACUUUAUGUCAAAUACAGCUUCUCAAUCAUUUGGGGCCAUAUUAGUAAACUGUUCUUACUUUUCAGUCGACAAAUGCAACUUCGAACUCAAUACUGCAUCUACUCUUUCAACAUGCAUAGGUAUUUGCAAUGCAUACGAAACUUUUCUGACUAAUUCAUACUUCCAAAAAGAAAGCUUACUGGAAUUAAUUUAUUAUGAAAAUAAUCUUUCUUAUAGAUCAUAUCUUGGUAUAGGAACAUGCUUUUUCAAUACUAAUUUAGGCACAAAUCUUGCCAUGGUUGAUGGAUUUUUGUAUAUUGAAGUUUAUGGAUGCACUUGUGGAACAGCUCCAAAGUAUUUAUUCGUUUCCAAAGAUCCAACAACAGUUAUUCAAUGGAGUGGCACUAUUAAGCCUAAUAUUUCUGAUGUUGAAGGUUGUUAUUCAGUAUUUAAGACUCCAUAUCCUUCACCUUUACAAACAGUUGCAGAAACUCCUUAUAUUACUGCCAUUAGUACACCACAAGAGACAGUUUUCAAUACGCCUUUCUCAACACCUUACGAAACAAAUUAUCAAACUGUAGCACAAACGCCAAAUAUUACUCCAGAAUCUACUCCUUUCAGUACACCAUUUACAACAGCAAUAGAAAGUCCGGAGAUAACCCCACAGGUGACUCCUCCAGAAUCUGAACUUCCAACUCCAUCACAAUCCUUUGAUCCAACACCGGAACCCACUCCAGAAAGGACAGAAAGUAUGAGCCCAACACCAGAAGAUCAGGAUAUGGAGUUACCAGAUAUGCCAAGUGAUCUUGGAUUAGGAUUAGGCCUAGGACUUGGAUUACUUCUAAUUUUAAUAAUCAUUAUCGUAAUCUGUUGCUGCUGUUGCAAGAAAUGCAAAGACAUUUUGUGUUGUAUACCGAAAUGCUGUUUCAAAUGCUGUAAAGUAACAUGUUGCAAUGACGAAUGUUGCGACUGUUUCGAUUGUUGCUCUUGCUCUCGUGAUAAAGAUAGUAAAUCAAAUACAAAUAAAUCUUAUUACGAAAACCAUAGCACUAAAAGGGUUUUCGAUCUAGGAAAUGUCAAGCUCCCAGGUAGAGAAGAAUGUGUUAUAGUAUUAAAUCCAAUGUGGAGAAACGGAUCAGGUUAUAAUCAUGAAUCUUCCGACUAA
Molecule: messenger RNA, 1515 nt
Organism: Trichomonas vaginalis G3
Lineage: Eukaryota; Parabasalia; Trichomonadida; Trichomonadidae
Product: bifunctional inhibitor/lipid-transfer protein/seed storage 2s albumin superfamily protein family
Exons: 1
Coding region: 1-1515 (504 amino acids)
Source: RefSeq, a predicted model, not a curated record